Messenger RNA from Nyctereutes procyonoides (raccoon dog), 381 nucleotides. Its product is annotated as 60S ribosomal protein L31-like. The record is from RefSeq and is a predicted model, not a curated record. Gene Ontology annotation, biological process: cytoplasmic translation. Gene Ontology annotation, cellular component: ribosome; cytosolic large ribosomal subunit. The transcript has a single exon. Lineage: Eukaryota; Metazoa; Chordata; Mammalia; Carnivora; Canidae. Bases 1 to 381 code for a protein of 126 amino acids. Gene Ontology annotation, molecular function: structural constituent of ribosome.
AUGGCUCCCACAAAGAAAGGUGGUGAGGAGAAGAAGAAGGGACAUUCCGCCAUUAAUGAGGUAGUGACUAGAGAAUACACCAUCAACAUUCACAAGUGCAUCCAUGGCACGGAUUUCAAGAAGCAUGCCCCUCAGGCACUCAAAGAGAUCCGGAAAUUUGCUGUGAAGGAGAUGGGAACUCCAGAUGUGUGCAUUGACACCAGGCUCAACCACGCUCUCUGGGCCAAAGGAAUAAGGAAUGUUCCAUACCGUAUCCAUGUGCAGUUGUCCAGAAAACAUAAUGUGGAUGAAUAUUCACCAAACAAGCCCUAUAUGUUGGUUACCCACGUACCUGUCACCACCUUCAAAAAUCUACAGGCAGUUAAUGUGGAUGAGAACUAA